This is a messenger RNA of Suricata suricatta (meerkat), 1352 nucleotides long. RefSeq names its product translocase of inner mitochondrial membrane 22 (gene TIMM22). The record is from RefSeq and is a predicted model, not a curated record. Gene Ontology annotation, biological process: protein insertion into mitochondrial inner membrane. Gene Ontology annotation, cellular component: TIM22 mitochondrial import inner membrane insertion complex. NCBI's taxonomy places the organism in Eukaryota, Metazoa, Chordata, Mammalia, Carnivora, Herpestidae. The coding region runs from base 119 to 703 and encodes 194 amino acids. The transcript has 4 exons. Gene Ontology annotation, molecular function: transmembrane protein transporter activity.
GUCUUGCACGUUGUGGCGAAUCUGCCGCUGCGGUACGGUGGCUAGGUUCGCAGACCCCAACCGGAAGCUUGCGGAAUCUGCUGCGGGAAGAACGCCGGGUUUUUGGGCAUCUACAGUCAUGGCGGCGCCGGCCCCCAGUGCAGGGGGCUCCGCGCCGGAGGCCGCGGGUUCCGACGAAGCCCCGCUACAGUACAGCCUUCUUCUCCAAUAUCUGGUGGGCGACAAGCGUGAGCCCCGGAUCCUGGAGCCUAGUAGCCUGGGCGGGAUCCCGAGCCCGACCAAGAGUGAGGAACAGAAGAUGAUCGAGAAGGCGAUGGAAAGCUGCGCCUUCAAGGCAGCGCUGGCCUGUGUGGGAGGAUUUGUCUUGGGAGGUGCAUUUGGGGUAUUCACUGCCGGCAUUGAUACCAAUGUUGGCUUUGACCCCAAGGAUCCUUAUCGUACGCCGACAGCGAAAGAAGUUCUUAAAGACAUGGGGCAGAGAGGGAUGUCCUACGCCAAAAAUUUUGCCAUUGUGGGCGCCAUGUUUUCCUGCACUGAAUGCUUGGUAGAAUCUUACCGGGGAAAAUCAGAUUGGAAGAACAGUGUCAUUAGUGGCUGCAUCACUGGAGGAGCCAUUGGUUUCAGAGCUGGCCUAAAGGCUGGGGCCAUUGGUUGUGGAGGUUUUGCUGCUUUCUCUGCUGCGAUUGAUUAUUACCUUCGGUGAGAGUCCUUGCCUCCAGGGAAGGGCCCUGCCAGCCUGGGGUCGGAGCCGUCCUGUGGGGCGGCUGGCAGUUUCUGCACCGUUCCGGGCACUUGCUUCCGAGACUGAAGAUGUUUGUUUUCCCUCAUGUGGUUGAUGUUGUGAGGGAGCCACGGGGCUGCCGUCUGCCUCCAGCCUCUGAGCGGCCGUGCGGUCUACUCCGGGGUUCCAGGCACGCCGUGUGGGGGAUGUGCCACAGUGACCUCUUGGGCAGAUCAGGAGUCCGUGUGUUGACCUGUAGGAAUUCAGCUCCCCACGGGUUCAGUCCUGACCACAGCUGGCCCUCUGGUGGUUUGGUGCUGGAACCAGAGGUGAGUGGAUAUCCACCCAGGAAUUUCGGAACUCCACGCAGUCCUCUGUCUCACAUGUGAGGGCAGGCCACAGCAGAUUUACACCACCUCUCCCUUUUUGUCCUUUUGUUUAGUGUUGUCUUUUUUAAAGAAAAAAAUUAUAGUUUAAAAGGUUGGUUAGCUUUUGGGGGGAGAGGUAGUGACAGAGUGGGUCUUUGGAGCUGCCCCAGGGGCCAGAGUUGUCUUGCACCCUCCUCUUCUACUUCCCAUUAUAAAUAAUAAAGGCUGUUCAUACCGUAAAAUAAAUGAAUAAAUAAAAGGUG